AUGGGAUCUGUGGCAAUCCAAUUUGCCCUGGGAGGUCUCACAGAAUGGUAUCCCACAUUCUUGGUUCGCUUCGCCGAGAUGCCCGAGUCCAUGUCUGGUCUUGUGCUGAGUGGCUCGUGCAUCAUCAGCGGCAUCGGUGGCACGGUUCUCGGCUCCAAAGUGGCCGACUCCGCUGCACGAAGGAUUGGGAGCGGUGCGUAUUUCUUGGUGCCCGCAGCCUUUAUGGUACCUGCUACGGCCCUGGUGGCUUUGUCCGUGAACCUGAAAGAGAAGCUGCCCUUGAUCAUUGCGUUGGUCCUGGGAGAGACUUGUUUCUUCUCCUACCAGGCUCCCAUCACUGCCCUUUCCAUGUCAAUGAUUCCAGUGCACACGCGUGCCCGGGGAUCCUCACUGCAGAUCUUGUUGUGCCACGUCUUGGGCGAUGUGAUCAGUCCACCCAUCAUCGGGAAGAUCUCAGUGUCCAGCAGCUUGCGCGUGGCUCUGCAACUGCCGUGGGUGGCGGUGCUGAUCGCGGGUCUGACCUGGGGUGCGGGAUAUUUCUGUUUGGCACCUCCACCGAUGGAGAUCAAGCCAAAGGCCAAUGAUCAAGGAACGCUUUGCGUCCUUUUACACCGAGGGAUUUCCUGUCUCGAUCAUUUCUGCGAUGACUCAGACCACUCAGAUGAACAAAAGGAUGCCGAAUGA
Molecule: messenger RNA, 684 nt
Organism: Durusdinium trenchii
Lineage: Eukaryota; Dinophyceae; Suessiales; Symbiodiniaceae
Source: the annotation of a GenBank genome assembly